Molecule: messenger RNA, 2711 nt
Organism: Stegostoma tigrinum
Lineage: Eukaryota; Metazoa; Chordata; Chondrichthyes; Orectolobiformes; Stegostomatidae
Gene: polr1d
Product: RNA polymerase I and III subunit D
Exons: 6
Coding region: 154-513 (119 amino acids)
Biological process (GO): DNA-templated transcription
Cellular component (GO): RNA polymerase III complex; RNA polymerase I complex
Molecular function (GO): DNA-directed RNA polymerase activity; DNA binding; protein dimerization activity
Source: RefSeq, a predicted model, not a curated record
UAUGGGAAAUGUCGUUCAAGCCGUGAAAGUAACGGACAUUUACAGGCGCGUUUAUCCUUCGAAGACUACAAUUCCCGGCAUCCAUGGAGAACGACGUUUAAUACCGGCGUCGACAUCCAGUGUCGAAGUGGACCCCAGAGCGACAGCGUGAGGAUGGCAACAGCUGAAGGGAUGCAGAAACCUGUCCUGGAAGUGGUACAAGCAGAAGGUUGUGAAGAUUCCAGCGUUACAUUUGUGUUGCAUGAUGAGGACCACACACUUGGGAAUGCUCUACGGUAUAUGAUUAUGAAGAACCCAGAUGUAGAAUUUUGUGGCUACAGCAUCACUCAUCCAUCAGAAAGCAAAAUUAACUUCAGAAUUCAAACAAGAGGUGGAAUUCCAUCCGUAGAGCCUUUUCGCAAGGGUCUCAAUGAACUAAUGACUGUCUGUCAACAUGUGUUGAAUACAUUUGAGGUCAGUAUUAAGGAAUAUAAAGAGCAACAUAAACAAGAAGAACGAAUGGAUCAAUUGUGAUAAGGCACACAGUUUUAUGAUGCUGUAUAUUUUUAUAUUUUGAAAAAUAAACAUUAAGAACAUUAAAAUUAGUUUGUUUGAUGGCUUGAAAUAGUCUUCACAGAAACCCUACCACACCAGUUGAAGGCAGCUGAUUUUGUGGAAGCAGGUAAGUACAUAUUUAAUUUCCUAGGUUGAUCUUCUCUUGUUUUAGAUCAGAUUGUUGAGUUUGAAAUUCCAGAUACUCGGUAAGUCCAACUGAAGACUAGAUUUGCUUGUCUUAGAUCUUUUUAUCUGCAAUACAUUUCCUGUUACAUCCAGCUGCUUAUAAAAAUACAACAGGCAUGCAGUGCAACUUGGCAGAUCUAAAGGGACUUUUGCAAACGUGAACAUUAAGCAAGGUAAAUACUGUCAGCUAGUUAAUGUCAUGUAGCCUGGCAAUAAAGAGUAGGCUGUAAAUGCCUUAAAAAAGAAAGAUGCUGACUGAAAAUUAGUUAUCUUCCUGAAUUUAAAAAAAUGUUUGGAUGUUUUCUCUGGUUGGAAUUGAAUCAGUUUAAUAUGGGUAAGAUUAAAUUUAAUUGUGAGCAUUGGCCUUUGUCUCGAGGUUGUUUCAGGAAAGACUAUGCUUGUGGUUGGGAUAUUCCCCCUCUCUUGAGUAGCACUGUGUGAGUAUGGUUUUCCUGGUUUGUUUCUGCUAACUAAAAAAUUAGCUUUAGCCUUUGAAAAUGUUGUGUUUGAAACCUUUAAAGGUGUUUCAUUUCAACCAAGGAAUUUGUCAAUGAUAGGUACCUGCUUCUUAACAUUAGUUUGCAAUAGGAUUGUUGGCCUACAUCUAUCUAACUCAGUCCAGUGAACCCAAACAUUAACGUUUUCUCAUUCUACAGAUGCUGCCAGACCUGCAGAGUUUCGCCUGCUUGAACUACUGCAACACAUCUGGUACUGACACAUCUACACUACUGUUUGGAAGGGAAUUCCAAGGUUUUGAAUGAAUAAUUAUGAGGGAAUAAUGAUAUAGUUCAAAAUCAUGAUUUUUAUGUGGCUUGGAGGAGAACUAACAGAUGGUGUUUCUAUGUGUUUGCUGCCCAUGUCAUUCCAGAUUUUAGAAGUUUUGGAAAGUACUAAUAAUUGACGCUUAUGGAAUUGCUGUGGUGCAUCUGUGCAUGCAGUAUUGCAGUGGUCGGUGGGUCAUGGAGAGAGGGCUGUUUCAAAUUGGUGAAUGAGUUGUUAAUCAUUUGACCUCAUCCAUCCAGACAAGUGGAAAAUAUUCAUCACACUCCUGAUUUGGCAUUACAGGCUUUGACAAUUUAGGAUUGGGAGGUGUGACCAUCAUACAGUCCUUGUGGAGACAAAAUCCUGUUUUCACAUUGAAGAUAUUCACCAUGCCGUGUAUACUAUGGUGAACUAGAUUGAAUCGAAAUCUAUCCUAUUUGAACUCAAAACUGGUCGUCCAUGAGGAGUUGAAGAAGCAAUAGGAAAAUUGUAUUCGGCUACAAUCUGUAACCUCCUGGCCCAGCAUAUUCUCCAGUCUACCAUUACCAAUAAAUUGGGAAUCAACCUGGUUUACUGACUAAUAUAUUGAAGUGCUUUGUAAAAGCAAUCUGUGCAUUCACCACACUGUAAAUAAUCUUUACAGUCACUGUUUUUAAGAGAACGUUGUAAAGAAGGAUAAUAUAAACUUUACAAAGUAACUUGAUACUUGUGAUAAUGACCUCAGUAUCUUGGCUAAGUUGAGCAAUUACAGUGUAUUUGGGGAAGAUGGGCUCUUGUGAUGCAGUGUUGUGGCCUUACCUUUGGGACAUAGGGUCCAGGCAUGAUUAAUUGAUUCAAGGAAGAUACUUUUGAUUUAUUUAACCUAUUUUCCCUAAUCAACCUGUUCAGAGGUGUUUUUGCACACCUCAAGAGCAGUGGGACUUGAACCCAGGUGUCCCAUUUCAGGGGUAGGGAUUUUAUUUCUGUGCAACAAGAGGACCCCAGGGAAGAUACCUAAAUAUUGUGCAUUAAUUCCAAGCAAACAAAGUUAAUGCCUGAAGUUAAGUGGCUACUUAAUCAAGUUGGAGGUUUUGUUCAUCAUAUUUAUUGUUUUUGGCAUCAGUUGUUAGCUCUAUUGCCACCCAUUUAAUUCAAUUUUGUAUUAAAUUGGCUAUUAAAAUUUGUGAUCAUCAACAUAAAUAAAAUUGCUUCUUCCACCGGUUUAUUAUCUGAAUAAGGUGACAAUGAAA